Molecule: messenger RNA, 600 nt
Organism: Dentiscutata heterogama
Lineage: Eukaryota; Fungi; Glomeromycota; Glomeromycetes; Diversisporales; Gigasporaceae
Source: the annotation of a GenBank genome assembly
AUGGAACACUACGACAAAAUACGCCUUGUAGUUGUAGGGGAUUCUGGUGUGGGGAAAACUAGCUUGGUUCACAUACUCUGUCAUAAUGAAGCACUACGACACCCAACCUGGACGAUCGGUUGUUCUGUUGAUGUGAAGAUGCAUACGCAUUCUCGUAAUAACAAAACAUACUUUGUGGAAUUCAUUGACGUUGGAGGAACGUCGAAACAUAAAUCUUCCCGGAAUAUGUUUUACCAUCAAAUUAAUGGAAUAAUUUUGGUGCAUGAUGUCAGCAAUCGAAAAUCUUAUCAUAAUCUUUGGAAAUGGAUUGCCGAAGUGAUUUACUCAGAAGCUUACAAAGAGAGUGAGAGAGUAAAUAACGUUGCUAAUGCAAAUUGGGGUACAGGAAGUGGGAAUGGGUCAGGAAGCUGGAUGAGUGGAAGUUCCAUGAGUUUUAAUAGUACAAAUGAUUACGAUUUUGAAUUACAGAUCGGAGAAAGACAUGCAAGUGUACCGAUUUUAGUGGUUGGAACUAAGGCUGAUCUUGUCAAACAAGAAUUGACGGGUCGUCAGCGGCGAUAUAGCAUCGUUGACGAAUAUGGAGGUGAAUGCGUUAAUCUG